AUGAAGUUCUCUAUUGCGAUUGCCCUUGCUCUUUCCGCCAACGGUGCUUUCGGCCACUAUAUUUUUAAUAAGCUCAUUGUCAAUGGCGUUACGGGCGGAGCGUUCUCAAACAUUCGCCCCGUUUCCAGCAACUCUCCAGUAGAAGACGUCUCAUCGACCAACAUGCGUUGCAAUGUUGGAGGCGCAAGCGGAAGCAGCACUACUACUACUACAUUCCCUGCCGGUUCCACUAUCGGCUUUGUUCUCGAUAACACCAUCUACCACCCUGGCCCUCUCGCAGUCUAUAUGGGCAAGGCUCCCUCUGGCACCACUGCUGCUUCAUGGGACGGAUCAGGUGCUAACUGGUUCAAGGUUUACGAGAUGGGUGCAGACUUUAACCCAUUCAAGUUCCAGUCUAUGGACAAAUCGACAUUCACCUUCACUGUCCCCAAGACCAUCCCAUCUGGAGAUUACCUCAUCCGCAUUGAGCAAAUCGGGCUUCAUGUUGCCGGUGCCCCGCAGUAUUAUAUCUCAUGCGCGCAGGCCACUGUGACCGGAGGAGGCAACGCCCAGCCAUCAAAGGUCUCCAUCCCAGGAUAUGUUACCAAGGACGAUCCUAGUCUCACUGUCAACAUCUGGAACCCUGUUCCCACUGCCUACAAGGUGCCAGGCCCGGCGGUCUUCUCAGGAUAA
Messenger RNA from Rhizoctonia solani, 672 nucleotides. RefSeq names its product glycoside hydrolase family 61 protein. NCBI's taxonomy places the organism in Eukaryota, Fungi, Basidiomycota, Agaricomycetes, Cantharellales, Ceratobasidiaceae. The record is from RefSeq and is a predicted model, not a curated record. The transcript is spliced from 6 exons. The coding region runs from base 1 to 672 and encodes 223 amino acids.